AUGCAGACCAUCCUUGCUAACUCCUCAGAUAGCAACCAGAUCAAAUGGGAUCGUUUGAAGGGCUACAUCCGGAAAUUGACCAAAGCUUACUGCAGCAACCGUGCCUCCUGGAGGAAACAGCGUCUCAAGGAUCUUCAAAGCUCUCGGAUUCAGCUCAUCCGCCAGUUGAAAGAUGAUCAGGAGGCUUUGCAGAAGGAACUACCCAAGAUUGAACAACCUAUAGCCCGUCUGGAGCACGAGAUGGCUCUCAAUGCCACACUCAAGGCUGGUAGGCUCUGGUUAGACAACAAUGAGAACUCGGUAGGCUUCUUGAAGCAGACUGGUGAACGGUGUCUUGCACAAAGGAAUAUGGAAACCAUCACGCAUCCCACAUCUGAAGUCCCUUGCUCUACCACUGCGGAUAAGCUGGAGGCGGUUCAUGCUUACUAUGAUGUGCUGUACUCUCCCGAGCCAACUCAUCGUUACUCUAUGGACAAGUUGCUCAGAGGUAUCCAGAAUACAAUUUCCGUGGACGAUGCUGAAUUCAUUAUCUCAUCUAUUGACAUGGAUGAUAUUCUGAGAUCUGCUACUCGUUGCCCCAAGGUCAGUAGCCCAGGCAGAGAUGGACUCCCUUAUCCCAUUCUUCGUCUGAUAUUGGCUCACCCUGACUGCAAGGAUCUCGUGCUUGCUGUGUACAAUGACGCUCUCAAUCUUGGUGUGUUCCCACCCUCUUGGCAGGAAACUUGUAUAGUGCUCUUACCAAAGAAGGGAGAUUUGUGGAAUCUAGCGAACUGGCGUCCGAUCUCACUGAUCAACACUGACUGCAAAGUCUUUACCAGGAUUCUAAACUCACGGGUCAUUGGCGCGGCCAACAAAGUCAUCUCUCGACAUCAAGCCGGCUUCAUGCCUACGAGAUUCAUUGGUGAUCAUGGUCUAGCUCUGCGAAUUCUCAUGGAGGACGCUCAAUUGCACUCAAAUCGUGCAGUGGGUGUUGCCAUUGACAGCGCCAAGGCUUGCGACUAUGUGAACGAACACUAUAUCUGUAAGGUGCUACAGAAGUUUGGUUUUCCUUCAACCUUUAUCACCAUCAUCCGCAAUCUCUUCUUCCAGAACAAGAUUGCCAUCAACGUCAAUGGCUUCAUGACCAAAUCUGUUUCUCAAAAGCGUGGUUUAAGACAAGGGGACUCCAUCUCUCCGGUUCUCUUCAACUUUGCGCUGGAACCCCUUCUCUUGGCUAUUCUGAAUGAUGAAAAGAUCAAAGGUUAUGUCGUGCAUACCAAGGCUGCAAAAACUUCUUCUCUGCAAAUGGUGGCUCCCCCUCCUCUCAAGUUAUUAGCGUAUGCUGAUGAUCUGCUGGUCAUAGUCAACAACCAUGAGGAGAUGCAGGCAAUCCAAGACCACCUCCCUAGCUACGGCCGAGCUUCCAAUGCGCGGGUGAACUACCACAAGUCAGUCGCCUUCCCUCUUGCAGGUGAUCGGUCCCCAGUACGUCUGGAGCUGUUUCGUCUCGCUGGCCGACUUCGAUUCCAAUGGUAUGAUUCGGACAGCCCAUCCUAUAUCAAAUACCUUGGCUAUCCAAUUUGGUUUAGCAACGCCCAACGUGAUGAUUUCUGCCAGGAAACUAUCCUGAAGCUGCAGGUCUCCUUGGACAGGCACAGAACACGAAGCAUUUCGGUGUAUGGUCGUGCCAAAAUGGUCAACACGCUCGUCCUUGCUCGCUUCUGGCAUAUGCUGCGUGUCACUACUCUGCUUCUCGCUUUCGUCAGGAAGAUCUCUUCUUUGGCGUAUCAAUUUGUUUGCCACAAAAUUGUCCCUCCCUUGAAGAAAACUGUCAUUUACCUGCCCAAGCAAGUUGGUGGCCUCGGAGUCAUUGACAUCACGGUCCAGCAACACAUCCUGCAACAACGAUAUGUUCGUGUCUUGCUCUCGGAUAACCAGGCCUCUCGCACAAUUCCUGCUUUCCUUUUGCAACUGCUCGGCACGUUCAUACAGGUUACGUAUGGGGUUGCCCACCCUCACUUACCUUUGUUGUUUCGCAACAUGCGAUAUGGCUUCUCCUUGACUGGCUUCCACUGCCUGCUCCUGAUCUUCCGUUCGGUUGAUGCUUUCGCUGUGGAACCGUCUUGGACCGACUGCACUUUGUCGGUGGAUACCAUGUUGCAGCUACCGAUUAAUGUAUUGUUCGGCCCGACAGCUACCGAUAUCGGUUUCCUAUACCACAAACAGAUUCGUAUGCUGCCUGCCCAUGUCUUCUUAGAGCCUAGUCGUCUCCCGGAUGCGUUGGUGUUCAAACCAAGAACUACUAGUUCCAGCCCUGGUCUUCUUUCCAGAAUGACCACGGCCGUCCGUGCCACCACCAUCCAAUUUUUGCCUACCUUGUGCCCUGUUUUCCUUGCUCCUCCUGCUGGCCCUGAGCCAUUACUUGUCACCGGUGGAGGUGUUGAUCUGUCGCCCUACUAUUGUCACAAGCUCUUCUACCAAGGUAUUCAGAUUCUGUCCAUGUCUAAUACCGAGCUUCGUGCAAUGUACAUGCGCGAUCACCCUCCAAUAACCGACCCUCGGGUGGAUGUAAAUCGACUCACUAUGGCCUCUUUUCUUCAAACGAAAAUGCCUAGUGCAGCUCGUAAUCUUUGGUUCCGGUUGAUCCAUAAUAAGGUCUCAUCCAAAGUUAAUGUUAGUCCCAUCUUUAAGCUCCCAGAUGACUUAUGUGUGUACUGUGGCUAUCGAGAGACAACAACUCACAUGCUGUUUACCUGUUCUGCCAACUUGGAAAUUUGGUCCAAUUACUUUGCUCUGAUCUUCGUGCCUCUGGGGUCACUCGACAUGAGCCAAGUUGCCCAUGAUGUCCUGUCCCUCAACCUCUCCUCGUACUGUCUCUUGGACUCGCCUCUCAAGGUCUCCAUCUUUGAAGCAGUAACAUGUGUUUUAAUAGCCAUCUGGCGUGCCAAGUGGCGUGAUCAUUAUGAUAACGUUGGCUUUGACAACCAGUCUGUAGUGGACCGUGCCACGACCAACUUGAGACAAAUAUCGUCUCUAAAUCUAUUCAAAUAA
This is a messenger RNA of Mucor velutinosus, 3030 nucleotides long. RefSeq lists its product as uncharacterized. NCBI's taxonomy places the organism in Eukaryota, Fungi, Mucoromycota, Mucoromycetes, Mucorales, Mucoraceae. The transcript has a single exon. The coding region runs from base 1 to 3030 and encodes 1009 amino acids. The record is from RefSeq and is a predicted model, not a curated record.